AUGGCUACUGCUUCCCUAACACAGCUACUGUUGCAGUAUGGAGAGAUGUACUCUUAUGAGAAUCGACUAAAAACAUUUUCAGAGUGGCCAUUUAAAGACAAUUGCAAGUGUACACCUGAAAAUAUGGCCAAGGCUGGCUUCAUCCAUUGUCCAAGUGAAAAUGAACCAGCUGUGGUAAAGUGCUUCUUCUGUUUAAAAGAGCUUGAAGGAUGGGAACCUCAAGAUGAUCCAUGGCUAGAGCAUGUACAUCGAACUAGUUCAAAUCCCUGUGGAUUUGUGUCUCUGCAGAAGGAUGUAGAUGAAUUGACCAUGGAAGAAUUCUACAGGCUGGAGCUUGAGAGAGCAUGUUUUAUGUUACAAUAA
Molecule: messenger RNA, 363 nt
Organism: Protopterus annectens (West African lungfish)
Lineage: Eukaryota; Metazoa; Chordata; Ceratodontiformes; Protopteridae
Product: baculoviral IAP repeat-containing protein 5.1-like
Exons: 1
Coding region: 1-363 (120 amino acids)
Source: RefSeq, a predicted model, not a curated record